ACAUCGAGACGAGAAUCCUGCUAGCACAAAAGAAAACCGGGGAGCUUUCCAACGUCUUCAACGGUAAAAUACUCACGCCGCGGCUCAAGUUGAAAAUCCUCUGCGCCUUCGUAUACCCCGUGCUCGCAUGGGGGUGCGAGACGUGGUGUCUGCGACAAAGUGGCGAAAUCUUGUUAGACACGUGGUGGAAUAAGAAGCUCCGCCACUGUCUAGGAAUAACAAAACGCGACCACGUCAAAACGCGAGACAUCUACAACAAGCUGCAGGCCCGGGCGCUUUCUGAGAAAAUUAGAGAGCGAAGGCUGCGAUACUUUGGCCGCGUGGUAAGGUAUCCAGCGAAACGCUGGGCGCGGCUGAUGUUGUCAGCCACCGUGCCGAACGCCAAGACGAAAAAAGGGCAAGGAGCAACAAAGACCUGGAUAGCAGAAAUCAACGCGGAUCUCAAUCGAAAGCGAGCAACAGUAAAGGACUGCCUUGAUCGAAAUCUAUGGCGAGACAUCACCACAGGCGCAGCAACAGCAUCAGCAAAAACAACAAGCAGCAGCAAUACAUCUUCAGCGCUCUCCUUUCAAGCAAACAACAACAACGAAAGACUACCAAUCCAAGCAAUCAUGAGACUUAGAGGACGGAAGAGGAUAAUCUAAGGGGACUACCUCGAAUAGAUUUACAUCAUCAUCAGAGCCAAAGGACCUGGCGUGCUGUUGCGGACAAAAAAGCAAGAACUUACCACGCGGGCCACUUACGACCACCUACGUACAAAGUGCACUAAACGGUACCGUUGUCCAGGGCGGAAAGCUACAACAGGGGGUCCAAUACUUCCACUUUCUCCGGCAGAAGUUCUUGGAUGUGUGAGUAACUUCUAUCGCAUCUUCGACAAUGCCCGUGCAGGAGCCCCAACUUUACAACUUUACUCCCGGCUCGUCGUACCUGGUGCUGGUCCUGGUGUCGCUGUUCGCUUUCAUCCGGUCCGCAGCGGCACACGAACCGAGCCGCCAACCGCUGCUGGCGGCCGUCGGCGGGACGAAAACGAGUACGAAAUUCAAUGUCGUCCUCUCCCAACAGAAAGAUCAAACUGGGGGAAUAGACAAGGAUGCGGAAAAGUCUGCAGUCCACGGCGAAAACAAACAAAUGGGCGCAGGAGGCUCGAGGAAACCCCCGGCAGGUCCACGUCCCUCAGGCCUACAGGUUAGUGCACUUCCUGCUGAACAGGAAACAAGCCAUGAUGCCCACCACCAGCAAAGAAGCAAACUGCCCCGCCGUCCGCGCGACCACUGCACGUGCCUCGGGAUGGGCCCAAACGCCACUGCGGAGGGCGUUGGCGCGCUGGUUUCGCAGACCUCCGAUGGCGAGGGUGACGAGGAUUACCGGGUCAUUUUCGUGCCGGCCCGAAACCGCACUGCGCAGCCAAGCCGCCCGCUUUUCUACCCGUUGGAGGGCACGCCGCGCCUGGUGGCGCCGACAACCAUCUCGCCCGAGUAUGGCCCUUUCCACCCCGACGACCGGCCCACGGAGUAUGGCGUUUUCAAACGUUACAUUCUCAACUGUUACCCGAUUUGUCAUGCAGUAUUACCUUCAGAAUCGGCACCAUAUCAAGCUGCUUCGCGUGACAAAGUCUCAGAGGCCCAAGCAGGCUGAUAAUCUGUGCCAAAUCUGUCAUGUAAGACGCGCAAGGUCCCCCGUUUCACUUUUGCCAUUCUUGCAUUACAGAUUCAUGUUGUAACAGUUGAGAAUGUAACGUUUGAGAACCCCAUACGGAGCCGCUCGGCUUCAUCCCAGAGUUUGAAGCGGACGAGGAGAACUUUUUCGAUGUCGCGCCGUCACAAAGUAAAACCGGGGAAACAAAAAUUCGAGUGACCACAGAUCACGAGUUCACGUUUCCAUACUACGACGGCAGCUACGCGUUGAUUACCCGAAGUGAAAAAACGUAGUACCCAGGGGCUGCUGCCCAUAGUGCAAAAAACCUUCAGACGCUUUCAGACUCAUGCAUGACAGGUUCUAUGUCGAGCCGCAUGACAAGACACAUUCUGGCGGGGAGGCAGGUUAUUUGCCUGGCAAAAAUAAGUCAGCAGAACUGGGUACUACAUUUCCUCACCGGAUGUCAUUGAGCGACUACCUGGGGAUUGCGGAAGCCACAUGCUCGGCCCGGCUGUACGCACUCCCGAAGAACGAUCCCAGCGGAAAAGGCCACGCGUUGCUGUCAAUCCAAGAAAUCUAUCCUUCGCAAAAGUAUCGUACUCGUACUAGUUGCAGUACAGCGUGGCAGCUCUGGUUUUUGUACCUAAUUCCCCAUGACAGAUUUUGGUGAUCAUGUUCCUUCUGAAAAUAAAAUUUCUGAUGCAGAAGUUCCCACUACUACGGUACUUCUUUUGCAACGCAUAAGAUCUCCCGUCUGAUGCUGGAGCGGUGCACCACGGCGAGAUGUGCGGUGCUGCACGGCGGUCGCCUGGCGGAAAAGUACGGGUUUUUUUCCACACUGGAGGUGGAUGACAGCGGGGAGGCGCUCACCAUCACGGACGGGAGGGAAACGUGGGUCUUCCACAUCCUGGCGGACGAUACCGGCAAGGGGGCGGUGUGGGCCGCGCAAAAGCUGCAGCCCAACCACUUCGCCGUGGUGGCCAACAUGUUUGUCAUAAGGGAAAUGAACCUGGAGGAUACCGAGACCUUAACCAUUGCAAAUAUGUCUGGGUCUGGAAGAUUGUGAGACUUGUCGUGCUAAUCUGGCAUUACUAUGAGCUCUGUCGUGCGCGGCCACAAAAACUCCUCUUGCCUGUCAUGUAAAAACGAAGUUUUUGAUGCGGAAUACGCAAUUCAGAACCACGGAAAAACUUGUCAUGCUUGGCAGUGAAUUACAGGGUGCGCAGUGUUCCCUGACUUGCAUCAGAAGUUUACAGACCCAGAGAUAUUUGCAUUUGAUAGACCUUCCUCUUCUCGAAAAACCUGGUCUCCGUAGCCCAGAAGCACGGGUGGUAUCAUAAAUCAUACGACCGGCUAUUUCAUUUUUCUAGUAAGUGUUGCAGAUGUAGUCCACGUGGUUAAUAACGCUUCAGUCCUCUCCGUCGCGUUCUGGAGACAUAUGAAUACAAGGGAAAAAUGAACAACAGAAACUGCACCAGGGUCGGGGUUUACUUGUAGUUCCACAUCGACGAAGUUGCUCUUCUGAUGUUGAAACAAGAUUACUAAAGCGGUUUGUCAAAAAUGAAAAUCCUAGGUACGAUCCUGCUUCCGGUGAGAAGUUCGAUUUCACGAAAAUCUACUCGGCCGGUGAGUACGCGCACCCCUACUAGUAUCGACAGGAACAAAUCUUUGUUGACCAAGACACACAUCGUAGCUCUUGCUGCAAAGAUUGUCUAGUAGUAGAGUGAACCAAUGAAAGAAGUAGCCACGGUAAUUAUAUGCCUCUACCAAGACGCUGGUGUGCAUUUUUUCAUUUUUAGCUGCUUGAUGUCUAUGUCAUGACAAACAUUUCGUAACGAUACUCCCUCCGCCCGACGCGCGUGGCGGAUGCUUUCGCACGCGAACCCAGAGCUUGGGCUCGACCCCAUGCUGGGCUACCAAACCGAGAAGCCUACCUACCCCUUCUCCGUGCCCGUAUCCCGGCCGUUGACGCGGGAGGACGUGUUUGGCUUUUACCGGGACCACUACGAAAACACGCCCUUUGACUUGACCCAGAACGUGGCCGCCGGAGGCUAUGGGAACCCGAUGCGGUACGCCGAGGGUGCGAAUGAGGCAACGUUCAAAUACGGUGCCUGGGAACGAUCUAUCGACAUCUACCGCACCACCAUGACCCACGUCGCGGAGGUCACGGCAGUGACGGAUGAAGCAGAUUCAAAUAAAGGUAGAACUACACGAGCUGGUGCUUCGUCUACACCGCCGGCGUCGAACAAGGUGACCCUCUGGUACGCCCCGGCGCGCGCCUCUGCCUCGGUGUUCGUGCCACUGUUUCUGCACAACAGCACCGACUAUGCGCCGAUAGAGCUGCGGUCGGGGAGCGGGUGGGCCGUGGAGCAUAACAGUCUGUGGUGGGCCGCGAACGCGAUUGGGAAUUGGAUGGACCUCAGGUAUUGAUAAUUUCUGUGAGCUGUUUUGGAACUUCAAUUUCAUCUCAAAAUGUCAUUGACUUUGACUACGAAAGAAUACGGCUCGGCUUCCCCAGACGGCGUGAUGAGCAAGUGCUGUCUUCUUCCCGAAGUCUGUAAAUACUGUACCCCACGACUCACGCUCACCCCAGGUUUUCCGACAUCCGCAGCUACGUCGCGGCGUACCAGCGGGAGACGGAAGGAAAGCUGGUGGACUUCGCGGUAUCGUGGCAUAAAAGGCACGACACGAGAAAUAAAUCGAAAUCGACUGACACGACCGACGAAGACUUUGUAACCUUGGCACAGACCACGAGAGCUACUACUACGGAACGAACAUCAACCAAGGAGACCAUGAAGACAGCAGCAAGAACUCUUUCCUCGAACUCUUGGCAGUCCCGCAUCACCGAGUUAACGAAGCAGCACUGGGAGCUCUUUUACAAAAUCAUGGCGACUUUUCAGAACGGCUACGUCAUGAACACCACCACGCACAGCGCGGAAGCUAAAGGGUAUCCGUCCGUCGAUUACUUGAAGGACGUCGGUUACGAAACCGAGUUCCACGCACUAUGGGGCUUUGAAACGUUACAUUCUCAACUGUUACAUGAAUUUGUGAUGCAAGAACAGCAAAAAUGAGCGCGGGAAGAUUGCGCGCUUUGCAUUACAAAUGCGGAACAGAUUCAGGCGCUGUUUCGCCCUUCGAGAAUUUGUCAUGCGAAACACCUUGAUCGUGUGGCGGCUUAUGGCAAUUUUGCAUGACAAAUCAUGUAACAGUUGAGGAUGUAACGUUUGAGAACCCCAUACGCACAACACGCGCAGUUCGACACCAUGCGGGCAAAGCUGAAACAAUACCAAAAGGAGGCGGAACUCAUCAUUUCUGGUCAAGGUGAGUUGGAGACAAAAGACGAUAACCAGGAGAAUAGCGGCACCGAGGAGGGUAGUGGUGAAGGGCCAGUAGUGGUUGAGUAGGUCGUGAUAUUGUGCAUGGCGCGACGGCGACCUCAGGCUCAGCGAACUUUUUGUUUUGCAUAAGUUGAUCGCUGCUCUACCUUCGAGCAUAUCUUCCUUCAACAACACGACACGCAUUCGCAUGAGAAGCUUUUGCAAUUUUGUCGUUUUCGGGUGGAACCAUCAUAAGAUGAAGAGACGCUAUUGUGUCCUCGUCUUCUAUGGAUGUUUUGCUGUUCUUUUCGUGUUCAGUAUCUGGAUAGUAUGAAGAUCUCUACUUUUCGUAAAACAUAUUUUUGCAGAGAUCUUGGGCCGGCGUACAGAACACCAUUACACAGCAUUCUCCAUCACAUCGUAGACUGGCAUAGAUGAACUUCCAACAGUGUAACAUGAUCAAAUUGUCGCUUGAGCCGUUCUAGUCCUUUGCAAAGGCAAUACUCUUUUCGUUGCACCAUUGACUAGCCCGCAGCUGUAGG
This is a messenger RNA of Amoebophrya sp. A120, 5494 nucleotides long. NCBI's taxonomy places the organism in Eukaryota, Dinophyceae, Syndiniales, Amoebophryaceae. The record is from the annotation of a GenBank genome assembly.